This is a messenger RNA of Chara braunii, 3685 nucleotides long. NCBI's taxonomy places the organism in Eukaryota, Viridiplantae, Streptophyta, Charophyceae, Charales, Characeae. The record is from the annotation of a GenBank genome assembly.
UUCCACUAGGGUAUUCUAGUGCAGACAAUGUUUGCCUAAUUCAUGAACGGAUCAGACGUCGACGAGGAGGGUGUUGACGAUGGUAGACUAACACGUGCAAGAUCAAGUAGGAUCCCGUACGUGUUCAGGACCCUAGACGAGGGAGAAGAAAGACGGCUUCGUGCCGAGCGCAGAGCCCGUGCUCUCGCAGCAUCAAGAGCAGAAGCAAACGUUGCCGCUUGGGAACAGACUGCAGCAGCAGCCAGGGCAGCAACCAUGACUUCUGCAGCAGCAUCCUCCGCUGCAACUUCUGUUGCGUUCUCGUCUGGACCCCAGUUUGGAAUGCCAACAGGGUCUACGGGCACUUGCAGUUCAUCAGGUUCUAGACAGUCUACAAGUCAAAUGGCGGGCUCACAGUUCAGCCCGUUGACUCCUCGCGAAAGGGAGAUGAGAGAGCUCCAGCAGGUCGAAAGGAUCCGUGCACAAUUAGAGAAGGAACUGAAAGAAGCUACCGAUAGAGAAAAAGAGAUAAAGAAUAGAGAAACCAGGCUUGAAACGUUAGAGUCUGACAAGGCUGAAUUGGAGGGCUUAGAUGACUCAGGACUGAAUGAGCCCAUGAAAGUGUUGAGGAACAACAUGCUGUCGCUGCAUGCGCAUGUGGACAGCAGGUUGGACUUCAUGCAGAGCACUUUGGACCAGAUCCUGGACAUCCUAACAAGGCCAGGAUUUAGGCCACCAGCACAAUCGUCGUUGCCGUUAUCGGCGAUGUCAGGCCCUUUUCCAGUUCAAGCCGGUACACAGCCUAGUGGUACAUCUGCAGCAGCCGCACAGACUGUUGCAUCGUCUUCUUCGGGUCCAGCGGGGAUAGCUACAUCACCGCAACAACCUGUUCAACAACCUGGACAGACGCAAGGUCAAUGGUAUCCUAAGACCCCGAUGAAACCGCCUCUUGCCUUCUCAGGCGAGAGAAAGGACGAGGAACUCAACACAUGGUUGAGAACGGUCCCGGUUUGGGUGAAGGCAAAGAGGACCUUGCCUGAGGACGAAGUGGUAACUACUGCAUCCUACCUUGAGGGUAAGGCAGCCAAGUGGCUAGAUGGAGUAUUUGUAAAGGCCGGGUACGAGCGACGCAUGGCGGACUGGGCUAAGUCCCUGACACUAGACCAGUUUAUGGAAAUGGUAGAAGCUCGAUGGCAUAAUCCACAGGAGGCACAAAAGGCCACUGAUGCCAUUAACAAACUAGACCAACGAAAGUUCAGGUCAGUUAGAGAGCUUACGACUACCGUUGAGAGUCUGAUCCUCGUCCCAGGCAUCAACUACAGUGACCAGUUCCUGUUAACAACGUUUGUUAGAUAUUUGCCAGAGAACAUCAGGAACUUACUAGCCAGCGAGGCACGCACCGAAUACCACUCGUUUGAGACAUUGUCAAGGAAAGCCUUAGACUUAGAGGCCACGCUAGGCAAUGCUCAACCCACCUCAGGAAAUGACUCAAAGAAGAAGAAGAGUCCUCAGGAGUGGAAGAAGAAGGGGGCAAAGUUGAUGAUGGUUGAGUCUGCUGGGACUCAAACUGAGAUCGAUGAGCUCUCUGACAUGAUGGACUACUCAAAGUAUGACGGCGAGGAGAAGCCAUUCAUAGUGACCAUUGACACAAGCCAAUACGACAUUGGCGUAGUGCUGGCUCAGCAGGAGGGGAAAAAGUUGAGACCGAUUGAGUACAUGAGUAAGAAGAUGCCAUCGAAGAAGUUGGCUAAGUCCACCUACGAAAGGGAACUCUAUGCUCUCUACAAGGCACUUGUCCAUUGGAGACACUUCCUUUUGGGAAGGUUCUUCUAUAUGAGGACUGAUCAUCAGACCCUCAAAUGGAUCAAGACUCAACCGGCUCUUUCUGAUGCACUCAAGCGAUGGAUUGAGGUCAUAGACCAAUAUGACUUCAAGCUUGAGUACCUGAAGGGAGAGUACAACAAGGUUGCAGACACGCUAUCCCGUAGAGCAKACUACCUAGGUGCGCUAGUUUUUUACUUUGGCGUAUCUAAUGAAGUAACUCAAUCAUUGGUGGGAGCCUAUCAGGAAGACCCUGUCACGAUGGACAUCAUCCGCAAACUUCACGCAAAAGAUAAGGCCACAGAAAGUGAGUUUGUGAUGGUGGACGAGCUACUCUAUCUUGAUAAGGACGGAAUAAAGAGAUUGGUAGUUCCAUGUAGUGAACAGUUGCGUAGUUUAUUUUUAGGAGAAUGCCAUGACGCAAUGGGUCACUUUGGCUACAAGAAAACGAGUGUUAAUCUAGUACAACGAUUUUGGUGGCCUGGUAUGUUUGAUGAGGCAAAGAAGUACGUAGAGACCUGUCAGGUCUGUCAGCGGGACAAGCCGCGAACUCAAGCACCGCUUGGGUUGCUUAAGCCCUUACCUAUUCCCGCUGGUCCAGGACAAAGUGUUUCCAUGGAUUUCAUGGACACCCUGGUAACUAGCAAGAGUGGUAAAAGGCACAUCUUCGUCAUCAUAGACCGAUUUACCAAGUACGCUAGACUAGUUGCCAUGCCAGAAAGUGCGAGGACUGACCAUGUCAUCAAGUUGUUUAAGGACAACUGGGUGCGGGACUUUGGUUUACCAAAGACUAUCGUUAGUGAUAGAGACAUCCGAUUCACAAGUGAGCUAUGGAAGAAGACUGCGGAACAAAUGGGCAGUCAACUUCAGAUGACUUCAGGGAAUCAUCCCGAAGCCAAUGGACAAGCCGAACAGAUGAAUAGAGUUGUACAACACUUGCUGAUGCACAUCAAGCCCAACCAAGAUGAUUGGGAUGAGAAGUUGCCACUCAUCGCCAGUCUGUACAACAAUGUUGUGCACAGCAGCACCGGCGUGAGUCCUAACCAGCUACACUUGGGAUGGAAGCCUAGAUCCGCGUUAGACUUCCUCCUACUUGAAAACCAACCUGCUGCAACCCCAGGCACAUUGGAGUAUGGUGUGCAGUAUGAGAAGUUGCUGCAAGAAGUUGUCGAGCACAUGAAGAAAGAUCAACAAGCAAUGAUUGCUUCUGAGAAUCAACAUCGUAGACAGUCCACAUUUCAGGUAGGGGAACGUGUCUGGGUCAAGGCUAGCGAGCUAGGACAGGAAUUCGGAAUCUCUCGCAAACUAAUGCCUCGAUACUUUGGUCCCUGGGAAGUCUUAGAUAUAGUGGGAGAUGAGAUGGAUGGUCCCACUUAUGUCAUUCGUGUCCCUGGACACCUACGCACUCACCCAGUCUUUCAUGCCUCAAAGCUUGCACCUUUCGCUGAGACUGAUCAAUUCCCUUCCAGGAGAUCGAUGCCGCCCCCAACCAUGGAUGGACAAGUCGACAUCGAUGACAUUGUGGAUCACCGAAACAUGCCUGUUGCAAAGUCGUUGGGUCGAGGAAGACCUCCUAAACCGAAGAGAGAAUAUCGUGUCAGAUUCAGGCAUCACACGGAUCCCAACGAAGAUCCGUGGUUUACCGGGGAGGAACUGAUUGAGAGAGCUCCUCAGGUGGUGGCAGAAUAUGAAAAGAGGCUGAAAGGGAAGGCACCUGCGAAGUAAGCAUCUCAGCGGACUUUCGAAGCUAAGGGGGAUGGAAUGUGAGGAUUGAGCCCUCAAGAAGGGGCCUUGCCAUGAUGUACAUGUUCUGGGCUAAGGCCCCAGCAAGCCUAGUGCCCGCCCUAAGUGAAGGCGGGCCAGCAAAUCAACAAGAGCCCUCUGU